Molecule: messenger RNA, 3077 nt
Organism: Oryzias latipes (Japanese medaka)
Lineage: Eukaryota; Metazoa; Chordata; Actinopteri; Beloniformes; Adrianichthyidae
Gene: usp16
Product: ubiquitin specific peptidase 16
Biological process (GO): regulation of gene expression; regulation of cell cycle; protein deubiquitination
Cellular component (GO): cytosol; nucleus
Molecular function (GO): cysteine-type deubiquitinase activity; zinc ion binding
Source: RefSeq, a predicted model, not a curated record
UACAUUCAGCGUAGAUUUCCUAUAUUUUACACACGUUUUUGUAUCUACUUCUUUAUCUUUGCAUCUUUACUUCUACUGGCGGACCUGUACGUAAAAUAAUCUACUUAAUAAUGUCAAGUACAUUUAUAAAAACAGAAGGGUUGUUUUUCUCAAAGUAAACGAAACUGAUAAACGCAUGUUGUUCCGUCCCUGGACUCCACUGACUGUGUGUCUCUGCGUUGUUCAUUUUUGAGGGGGAAAUGGGAAAGAAGCGGGGUAAAGACAGAAGCUCCAGAGGGGAGGACGACGACAUUGAACUAGCUGUUCCAUCCUGCAGGCACAUCAAGACAGCAGCAGACCAAAGUCUGUUAAAGAAGCUUCCUGGGAUCUCUGAUUGGACAAACUGCCAGGACUGUAAGCAUGAAGACGACACAACUCUGCAGCAAGACUCUGAAGAGGAAAAGGAACCUGCAGGGAUCUGGAUGUGCUUGACAUGUGGCCAUAGGGGAUGUGGAAGACACUCUGAGAACCAGCAUGCAAUCAAACAUUAUGAAACUCCACGGUCAAGUCCGCAUUGCCUUGUGAUCAGUUUGGACAACUGGAGUGUUUGGUGUUACAUUUGUGAUGAUGAUGUUCAGUACUCGAGAACUGGGUAUUUAGCACAGCUGGUGACUAACAUAAAGAAGCAAAAUGCUGCAGACCCUGCGAAGAGACCAGAAAAAAGAGUGAAGGAUGAGGCGAGUGUUUUGGACUACAAGGAGAACUCUGAGACUGCAAACACAGAAGAAAGCGAGAAUAAAGAGAACAGCAGUACGAGAUAUAAGAACAAGAACAAUAUGAAGGAAAGCGCGGGGAAAACACAAAACUGUAUCACAAUUGAAGGAAGCACUGUCAUUCCGGUAAAAGGCCUGAGCAACCUUGGAAACACAUGUUUCUUCAAUGCUGUCAUUCAGAAUCUUUCUCAAACACAACUUUUAAGAGAAACUCUCAACAAAGUGACAGGAGAAAAACUCAAUUUGGACAUCAAACCUGCAUCUUUGGACCUGGAACCUAUCGUGGUGAAUUUAGAACAACCCGGAUCUCUGACGUGGGCAAUGUGUCAUCUGCUGAAUGAGAUCCAGCUGUCCAAGAAAAGUGUGGUAACGCCGCGAGAGUUGUUCACACAAGUGUGUAAAAAGGCUGCCAGGUUCAAAGGAUUUCAGCAGCAGGACAGUCAGGAGCUGCUGCGCUACCUGCUGGAUGGGAUGCGGGCUGAAGAACAGAAGAGAGUAAACACAGGAAUAAUGGAGGCGUUAAAACUGACAAAUACAGAUAAAGAUGGAGACGGACUGAAAACACUAGCAAAAGAAUACGAGAAAAACGGGCUUCCAAAAAACUUUGUCGACCAAGUUUUUGGCGGGGAGAUGACCAGCACCAUAAUGUGUCAGCAGUGCAAAACGGUGUCUGUAGUUACUGAGAUGUUUUUGGAUCUUUCUCUUCCUGUUGUUGAUGAGGCAUACAGGAAGAAAAACCAAAGAAAAGGAGCUCAGAAGAGCAGUGAGUCGAGCCAGGAUGGCAGAAACAGUCCUCCUUUAGACAGCAGAAACGACGACAUUCCCAUAGCAGGCACCAGCAAGUACCAGCAAAAGAAGGCAAAGAAGCAGGCAAAGAAACAAGCAAAGCAUCAAAAAAGGCAGCAAAAGCUCGAAAGCAGAAUAACUUUGGACAGUCUGACGGACAACACGGAGAACGAGCAAACAAAUGCUACUGUGGAUGCAGAGGAAGCAGAAACAAACAACAAAGAACAAGAAGGAACUUCAGCAAAUGACCCGACCCCUGAUGCCAACAGUGUGUCUGAACAGGAGAAGAGUGGGGAGCAGGAAGAAGAAGAAGACGACAUGGCUGACUGUGACUCGUUAGCUGCAUCAUCCUCUGCCAGCAACCGUUUUACCGUCUUAUCAGAUGAGCGGGACUCUCAGGACAGAGUUAUACACGACAAAAUGUCCAACGAAGAUCAGGAAGAAGAGGACGACUCCCAGCUGGUGAGCGAAAUGGAGAAAGUAACUCUCGACGAAGCUUUCUUGGAAGACUGCGAGGCUGUAGACCAAAACACAGAGAGUGAGGAGGAAGUGCCUGAUGCUAAAGAGUAUACAGUCGUGAACCAGGACCCAGAGUUGGCCUUCAGCACGUUGGCUCCCAGGACAGCUCCAGAGAAACAAGUGUGCUCCAUACAGACAUGCCUGUUUCAGUUUACGGAGGUGGAAACACUCACGCUGACCAACAGCUUGCUGUGUGUCACCUGCACUAAACAGCAGCAGAAGAAAGCCAAAGGUCAAGGCCCCAAGAAGAAUGUUUACACCGAUGCCUUGAAGCAAAUGUUGGUCUCCUCUCCCCCAGCUGUCCUUACCCUUCAUCUGAAAAGAUUUCAACAGAAUGGAUACACUAUUUGUAAGGUGAACAGAUACGUUCACUUUCCACUCACUCUGGAUCUUGCUCCUUAUUGCGCUGCCAAAUGCAAAACCAACAUCAAUGUAUCUUCUUAUAAAGAAGAUACAGGGGUUUUGUACAGUUUGUAUGGUGUUGUAGAGCACAGUGGAACAAUGAGGUCGGGCCAUUACACAGCCUAUGUAAAAGUCCGGCCAAACCAUCAUAAAACUUUAUCCAAUGGAUUAUCAACAGAAGAGCCUUCCAUAGGAUCCUGGUUUCAUAUCAGCGACACAAACGUUCAGCCUGUGAGCGAAAGCAAAGUCCAGAGUUGCCAAGCCUACCUCCUCUUCUAUGAAAGAGUCCUCUAACUGGUUCUCUGGGACUCUCUGCUCAGGAAAAACAAUCAACCAACCAUCCUGCUGCUUCUGCUUCAGUGCAAAAGGGAUUUCAACCCCGGCUGUUAUCACAAUAUUUACAUUUUAUAGAGGAGACAUUUGAAACCCUUUUGUCACAUCUGCAUCACACUUUUUUAAAGUAUUGAAAAGGGGGGAAAAUAAUGUUUGGGGUUAAAUUCAGUGAAUCAGCUGUGGAAUAUAAUAUCAGAAAUAAUGAUAAAGAAAGACAAAUAUAAAUUUGCUUUUUUAUGUUUAUAACAGAGCUUCCCUGUUAUUUUCAUUACAUUUAUGUGAAUA